Molecule: messenger RNA, 4833 nt
Organism: Ochotona curzoniae (black-lipped pika)
Lineage: Eukaryota; Metazoa; Chordata; Mammalia; Lagomorpha; Ochotonidae
Gene: RLIM
Product: ring finger protein, LIM domain interacting
Exons: 5
Coding region: 217-2046 (609 amino acids)
Biological process (GO): ubiquitin-dependent protein catabolic process; protein ubiquitination; random inactivation of X chromosome
Cellular component (GO): cytoplasm; nucleoplasm
Molecular function (GO): ubiquitin protein ligase activity
Source: RefSeq, a predicted model, not a curated record
ACGUCUCGGAGCAGGCGCUGGGCUAGAGGCGGGUCUCCACCAGCCACUCAGCAAGAGGCGGGUUUGCAAGAGGCGGCUUCGGCGGCGGCGGCCGACGAACCGAGUUGGAAUCUGACCUCCCGAACCGAAGCAGAGUGUGAAGAAAACUAAAAUCCAGUUUAUUGUAUUUCAAUACUAUGUCAUAACAGUCAGGUAAUUUUCCACUUGUUUGGCAAGAUGGAAAACUCAGAUUCCAACGAUAAAGGAAGUGGUGAUCGGUCUGCAGCACAGCGCAGAAGUCAGAUGGAUCGAUUGGAUCGGGAAGAAGCUUUCUACCAGUUUGUAAAUAACCUGAGUGAAGAAGAAUAUAGGCUUAUGAGAGAUAAUAAUUUGUUGGGCACCCCAGGUGAAAGUACUGAGGAAGAGUUGCUGAGACGACUACAGCAAAUUAAAGAGGGUCCACCACCACAAAGCCCAGAUGAAAAUAGAGGUGGAGAUUCCGCAGAUGACGUGUCUAAUGGUGACUCUAUAAUAGACUGGCUUAAUUCUGUCAGACAAACUGGAAACACAACAAGAAGUGGACAGAGAGGGAACCAGUCUUGGAGAGCAGUGAGCCGGACUAAUCCAAACAGUGGUGAUUUCAGAUUCAGCUUAGAAAUAAAUGUUAACCGUAAUAACGGGAGCCAAAAUUCAGAGAAUGAUAAUGAGCCAUCUGUAAGACGUUCUAGUGGAGAAAAUGUAGAAAACAACAGUCAAAGGCAGGUGGAGAAUCCGCGGUCGGAAUCCGCAUCUACAAGAUCAUCCAGAUCAGAACGAAAUUCAGCUGAAGCAGUAACAGAAGCUACACCUACCAGAGGUCUGAGGAGGGCCAGAAGCAGGAGUCCCGACCAUCGGAGAACCAGAGCCCGAGCUGAAAGAAGUAGGUCACCUCUGCAUCCAAUGAGUGAAAUUCCACGGAGGUCUCAUCAUAAUAUCUCAUCUCAGACUUUUGAGCAUCCUUUGGCAAAUGAGACUGAGGGAAGUUCUAGAACCAGGCACCAUGUAACAUUGAGACAGCAGAUCACUGGACCGGAGUUGCUAAGCAGAGGUCUAUUUGCAGCUUCUGGAACAAGAAAUGCCUCUCAAGGAGCAAGUUCUUCGGAUACAGCCAGCAAUGGUGAAGCCACAGGAUCAGGGCAAAGACCUCCAACCAUAGUCCUUGACCUUCAAGUGAGAAGAGUUCGUCCUGGAGAAUAUCGGCAAAGAGAUAGUAUAGCUAGUAGAACUCGGUCACGGUCUCAGACAUCAAACAACACUGUCACUUACGAAAGUGAACGAGGCGGUUUUAGGCGUACGUUUUCACGUUCUGAACGGGCAGGUGUGAGAACCUAUGUCAGUACCAUCAGAAUUCCCAUUCGUAGAAUCUUGAAUACUGGUUUAAGUGAGACUACUUCUGUUGCAAUUCAGACCAUGUUAAGACAGAUUAUGACAGGUUUUGGUGAGUUAAGCUACUUCAUGUACAGUGAUAGUGAUUCUGAACCUAGUGGCUCAGUCCCAAGUCGAAAUACGGAGAGGGCAGAGUCACGGAAUGGAAGAGGGAGUUCUGGUGGUAGUAGCAGUUCUGGUUCCAGUUCAAGUUCCAGUUCAAGCCCUAGUUCCAGUUCCAGUGGUGAAAGUUCAGAAAGUAGCUCGGAGGUCUUUGAAGGCAGUAAUGAAGGAAGUUCAUCAUCAGGCAACAGGCGAGAGGGUCGACAUAGAGCCCCGGUCACAUUUGAUGAAAGUGGCUCUUUGCCCUUCCUUAGCCUGGCUCAGUUUUUCCUCUUAAAUGAGGAUGAUGAUGACCAACCUAGAGGACUCACCAAAGAACAGAUCGACAACUUGGCAAUGAGAAGUUUUGGUGAAAAUGAUGCGUUAAAAACCUGUAGUGUUUGCAUUACAGAAUAUACAGAAGGCAACAAACUACGUAAACUACCUUGUUCCCAUGAGUACCAUGUGCACUGCAUCGAUCGCUGGUUGUCUGAGAAUUCUACCUGCCCUAUUUGUCGCAGAGCAGUUCUAGCUUCUGGUAACAGAGAAAGUGUUGUGUAAUUCAGAUCUGAACUCUAGUGAUGGGCAAGCAGGAAUCACUUGUUUUAUGUCCACUUUUUGAGUGGUGCUUAAAUGUUGAGUUACAACCUGAAUUGAAUCAUUGCUUUCUGAAGGAAUCAUUGUUCGUUUUCCAGUUUUCUGUUCCAGAACACAAGAAAGUACUUAAAAAACAACACUUUAGGACCUAACAAUCUGUUGUCAGUACCAGCUGAAUUGAUAGCAUCUGUACUGAUAAGGUUUCAUACCCCGUAAAAGAGAGGGGUGAAGGAACUUCCCGCUUCAGGCUAAAUGACAGUACAUGUUUCAUAAGUGAUUACUGAAAGCCGGACCAUUCCCAGUUACUGGUUGAUAAAAUUCAGUCACAUUCUGAGUAUUGUUUUUUCACCUCUCAGACUAGGUGAUACUGGACAUGUCAGUGUAAAUAACACUAAGGUUAGAGUCCUUUAAGUGUAUAAACUGUCUCCUUAAGCCCAUCACUGUGGCACACUGUAGAGUGAGCUUAUAGUUUGAGAUAUUUAUCUUGUGGAAAUAUUAAAAAGCCUAUGCUUGUGUAAGUGAAAAAAAAAUCACAUUCAUUUGUUUAAAAAAUGUAAAGCUAUUUUGUAGAGGCUCAGUACUUUUUCCAAUGCACUGUUGUAUUAAUGCAUAAAAAAAUUGUAAAGUACCAUGCUUAGAAAUGAGAGAACUGCUUUUUGUGAGCCGACAUAGUUUAAAACACACACACACACACACACACACACACACACACACACACACACACACAACAAAGUACAAAGCUGCUUUUGUAAGUGUGUAGGCGUCAAGAGCAGAACAUAUCUAUAAUAUUUAAUGUAUGUGAACAGCUACUGUGACAUGCCUAGAAUUAGGCAACACAGAGUCAAACUGCGUUAAAGACCAACGGGAAUUGUUUAUCUUGAAUUUAGGCAGGAAAUGACAGAUUGGAGUAAAGAAAACUGCUCUGAGGAAUUCAAAGUUUUCAUGAAGACAAUAAUACUGUAACUGCUGACCUGGCAUUCUACGGGAACAGAUGAGGCAGAGCAGCAGGACUCUGGUUUUAGAGAGACAAACCACUACAUCAAAUUAAAUUGGUGUUUCUGCAAGUCUGCUCCUCAGACGGUGGAGGAAAGAGACUACAAACCACUUUUUGCAUCAAUUGCAAUUGGUACAGAUGUGUGCACUCAUAGCAAGGUCUCGGAUUUGCAGUUUUCGAGAUUUUUGUCCUUUAAGGUACUAGUGCACACUUCCUAAUAUUUCAUUGCAGUCUGUGUAAUGCACAUUUGACGUCUCACAUGUAAUGACCAGGUCAAUUAUGGGAUUUUUGCCUUUCCUUGAAGAUGUAUCAUGUUGACUUAAUUGAAAUUCAAAGUUUAAUUGUGUCCAUAUUUGAAGAUGAGACAGUUCACUUGCUAUGGACAGGCACUUUAUGUUUUCUUAGUAGUAAGAGUAAAUAAUGUUAACCCCAGCAUUUUUUUGCCUAAUUUCCUUUCUUAAGGCUGGCUGGGGUUAGUCUGGAGCAGAUACUUGUUUCUCUGGGAAAAGCCAACAGGCCAGAAAAGGACUUGAACAUGUCCUUGGCCUUUAACAAAAUGAGCUAAUUACCCAGACUUGGAUCUUCAGAAAAUAAACAAGACUGCUUUAAUAGUUGUUAACCUGGCUACCUUCACUGUUAGCAACUUCACUGUAAAGAUUAUUUCAACAUUCAUUAUCAUGUUUUCUUCUCACUUUCAAUCCUACCUAAGUAUCAAGGAAAUUAACCUGUAAAUAUAGUAGUUGUUUACUAUAACAGAUAUGUACUGCUCUUGCAAGGAAAUAAUGUUGAAACAAAGCUUCACUUAUUUUUUUUAAUAUAAGCAGAUUUCACUGUUUAUGGCGCUUAUGUAAUACAUUUUAUCUUUUAAAAAAAAUUGUCCAUGCAAAAGUCAGGAUUCCUUUUAUAUUGUGAGCCUCCUUGUCUCCUUUCCUAAGGGUGUUAUCUAAGGUUUCAGAUCUGCAGGGUAGUCCCGAUUGGCUAAAAAAAAAAAAAUCCAUUUUCCUCUUGGUAUAAAAAUAUUCAUUUUGAAUAGUCUAAAAAACAUUUGCAGCACAUUCUAUGUAUAAAAGAAAGUUACCGAUAACAGGUACCUCCCUAACCUCCCAAAAUGUAUUACUCCUUUGUGAAGUAUUAAACUAAGAGGUAACUUGAGCAGAAUGCUGGUUCUGAAUGUAGAUAUUCAAGCUACUCAUAAACACUGGAAAUAGACUUUUUAAUGUGUUUAGCCUUCAGUAGAAUGCACAUUGAACAUGUGCGUGUGGACACCUUUUUCAAUAGCACUCAGUAAUUGCCGUUGGGUUGUACAGAAUGGACACAAACAUUUUAGUGAAAUUUGCUACUUAAUUUUUCCUUUUGCUAAGUCUAUGACUAAAACAUACUAGCGUUGUGGACAUUGGAGAUAAGGUCCUUUUGUAGGUGUCAGAUGUACAAUGGAGAACAAAAAAAUCUUUUUUCCCCACCAACAUCCAAACACCUAUUUUUGAAGGGAGCAUUUUCCUGCAGGAGACUUUACAUUUCAUUUUGUAUCUUUGCACUUUUACUUUAUUACAAAAAAGUCUGUCUCUGAGACCUAGUUUGAACUUCAUGCAGUAAAUAGGAACAAGAAAAAGCAAUGUUGAGACAUGACAUUGUUCAAAGCAUAGGGGAAAGUACCAAAACCUGAAUUUUCUUGGGUAUUUCAGAUAUCUUCUAAAACUCCACUUUUACUGGUCUGAAAUGUUUGUUUUGUUACUGAACUCCAAGCAGCUGGCAGGUUG